This is a messenger RNA of Closterium sp. Naga37s-1, 3507 nucleotides long. The record is from the annotation of a GenBank genome assembly. NCBI's taxonomy places the organism in Eukaryota, Viridiplantae, Streptophyta, Zygnematophyceae, Desmidiales, Closteriaceae.
AUGGCCCACGAUUCCACGCGCGGGAAGCCCGUUUCUCAAGCCCACGUUUCUCCUCCCUGCGCGCGCACCGUUCCGGUAAGCCCGCGCGGGAACCUCUCGCCACCCCGCGCGCGCUCUUCUCGCCUUCCGCGCGGUAUCCCAUCGCAUCCCAGCGCGCGCUCCUCUUACCGCCCCGCUCGGCCUCCUCUCACCAUCCCGCGCGUGCUCCUCUCGCCUCCCCUCGCGUGCUCCUCUCGCCUUCAAUGCUCGCGAAUCUCUUGCCUCCCCGCGCGGCCGCCUCUCGCCUCCCCGCGCAGCCUCCUCCCGCCAUCCCUCGCGCGCCCCUCUCGCCUCCCCGCGCGUGCUCCUCUCUUCUCACCUACUCGUUCUCCUCUCGCCUCCCCUCGCGCGCCCCUCAAGCCUCCCCGCGCGUGCUCCUCUCUCCUCACCUACUCGUUCUCCUCUCGCCUCCCCUCACGCGCCCCUCAAGCCCCCCCGCGCGUGCUCCUCUCUCCUCACCUACUCGUUCUCCUCUCGCCUCCCCUCGCGCGCCCCUCAAGCCUCCCCGCGCAUGCUCCUCUCUCCUCACCUACUCGUUCUCCUCUCUCUUCACCUUGCAUGCCUCCCACGCCUCCCCGCGCGUGCUCCUCACUCCUCACCCUGCGUGCUCCUCUCGCCUCCCCGCGCGUGCCCCUCUCUCCUCACCUCCAAUGCUCUUCGAUCGCCAACCUUGCGCGUGCCCCUCUCUCCUCACCCUGCGUGAGCUCCCCUCUCCUCACCUUGCGUGCUCCCCUCUCCUCACCUUGCGUGCUCCCUCUCCUCACCUUGCGUGCUCCCCUCUCCUCACCUUGCGUGCUCCCCUCUCCUCACCUUGCGUGCUCCCUCUCCUCACCUUGCGUGCUCCCCUCUCCUCACCUUGCGUGCUCCCCUCUCCUCACCUUGCGUGCUCCCCUCUCCUCACCUUGCGUGCUCCCUCUCCUCACCUUGCGUGCUCCCCUCUCCUCACCUUGCGUGCUCCCCUCUCCUCACCUUGCGUGCUCCCCUCUCCUCACCUUGCGUGCUCCCCUCUCCUCACCUUGCGUGCUCCCCUCUCCUCACCUUGCGUGCUCCCCUCUCCUCACCUUGCGUGCUCCCCUCUCCUCACCUUGCGUGCUCCCUCUCCUCACCUUGCGUGCUCCCCUCUCCUCACCUUGCGUGCUCCCCUCUCCUCACCUUGCGUGCUCCCCUCUCCUCACCUUGCGUGCUCCCCUCUCCUCACCUUGCGUGCUCCCCUCUCCUCACCUUGCGUGCUCCCUCUCCUCACCUUGCGUGCUCCCCUCUCCUCACCUUGCGUGCUCCCCUCUCCUCACCUUGCGUGCUCCCCUCUCCUCACCUUGCGUGCUCCCCUCUCCUCACCUUGCGUGCUCCCCUCUCCUCACCUUGCGUGCUCCCCUCUCCUCACCUUGCGUGCUCCCCUCUCCUCACCUUGCGUGCUCCCCUCUCCUCACCUUGCGUGCUCCCCUCUCCUCACCUUGCGUGCUCCCUCUCCUCACCUUGCGUGCUCCCCUCUCCUCACCUUGCGUGCUCCCUCUCCUCACCUUGCGUGCUCCCCUCUCCUCACCCUGCGUGGGCUCCCCUCUCCUCACCUUGCGUGCUCCCCUCUCCUCACCUUGCGUGCUCCCUCUCCUCACCUUGCGUGCUCCCCUCUCCUCACCUUGCGUGCUCCCCUCUCCUCACCUUGCGUGCUCCCUCUCCUCACCUUGCGUGCUCCCCUCUCCUCACCUUGCGUGCUCCCUUCUCCUCACCUUGCGUGCUCCCCUCUCCUCACCUUGCGUGCUCCCUCUCCUCACCUUGCGUUCUCCCUCUCCUCACCUUGCGUGCUCCCCUCUCCUCACCUUGCGUGCUCCCUCUCCUCACCUUGCGUGCUCCCCUCUCCUCACCUUGCGUGCUCCCCUCUCCUCACCUUGCGUGCUCCCCUCUCCUCACCUUGCGUGCUCCCCUCUCCUCACCUUGCGUGCUCCCUCUCCUCACCUUGCGUGCACCCCUCUCCUCACCUUGCGUGCUCCCCUCUCCUCACCUUGCGUGCUCCCCUCUCCUCACCUUGCGUGCUCCCCUCUCCCCACCUUGCGUGCUCCCUUCUCCUCACCUUGCGUUCUCCCCUAUCCUCACCUUGCGUGCUCCCCUCUCCUCACCUUGCGUGCUCCCCUCUCCUCACCUUGCGUGCUCCUCUAUCCUCACCUUGCGUGCUCCUCUAUCCUCACCUUGCGUGCUCCUCUAUCCUCACCUUGCGUGCUCCUCUCUCCUCACCUUGAGGCCUCCUCUCUCCUCACCUUGCGUGCUCCUCUCUCCUCACCUUGCGUGCGCCUCUCUCCUCACAAUACAUGCGACCAUACUGGAUUAAAGGGAGGCCUUGCGACGCUUCGUGAAAUGGCUCCGCUACCACCCACUUUCGACGUAUGCGGGUCCCUACCACUUCCCACUAUCCUGACAGGGGCGCCCACGUUUCCUCACUCGGGAAUCCCGUGCACACGCACACGUUUCUCCUCCCAGCGCGCGCACCUGCCUGGUAAGCCCGCGCGAGAUCCUCUCGCCUCCCGCGUGCGCUCUUCUCGCCACUCGCGCGGCAUCCUAUCGCCCCCCCGCACGCGCUCCUCUUGCCUCCCCGCGCGUCCUCCUCUCACCAUCCCUAGCGUGCUCCUCUCGCCUCCCCUCACGUGCUCCUCUCUCCACACCAUGCGUGCACCUCUUUCCUGUACCUCGCGUCCUCCUCUCUCCUCACCUCGCGUCCUCCUCUCUCCUCACCUCGCGUCCUCCCCUCUCCUCACCUUGCGUGCUCCUCUCUCCUCACCUCACGUCCUCCUCUCUCCUCACCUCACGUCCUCCUCUCUCCUCACCUCGCGUCCUCCUCUCUCCUCACCUCGCGUCCUCCUCUCUCCUCACCUUGCGUCCUCCUUUCAACUCACCGCACGUCCACCUUUCUACUCACAUUGCGUCCUCCUUUCCUCCAAAUCACCAACACCUCCGUUGGCGUCGCUGAUCGCGUCUUUUGCCCUCACCCCCGCCCACACUCUUGCAACGGCGGUGCUUCCGCAGUCCCCCUGCACGCCCGCAGAAAACCCUCGUUGCACGCCCUCUAUUUCCCACAUGUACGCCCUCGCUCCCCCUCUGCUCCUCUUGUCCCCCUAUGCUCAUCUUACCCCCUUCCGCUGGUCCUUCUCCUUUCUGCACCACUUCCAACCCGAAGCUCCGCUGUUCCCCCUAUGCCCCUCUUUUUCCGCCCAGCUCCACUUUUCUCCUGUGAGGCUCCUUCGCUCUCUGCUCCUCUUUCCCUCCUCUGCUCCUCUUGUCCCCCUCUACUCAUCUUUGCCCCCUCACUCCCUUCCAUCCCACUCAACUGUCACCCUCCCUCCCUGUUUAUCACCCUAUUUUUUGCCUCGCAUCCCAAAUGUUCUGACACCACACUCCUCACAGCUUCCCCACAUUGGGAUUCCCACCUCAUUAUUCAUAGUUUCUGAGUAUUCUGUCUUCAAAUCUGACAUCCAUCACUAG